AUGGGUCUUGCUUUUGGGAUUGCAUCUGUUUUGUGGCUAGGGUUUAUAUUUAAUGAUACAGUGAUUGAGAUUGCUCUUACAUUUGCUGUUAGCUACAUUGCUUAUUUCACUGCUCAGGAGGGUUCAGGUGUCUCAGGUGUUUUGACGGUGAUGUCUUUGGGAAUGUUCUAUUCUGCAUUUGCAAGGACAGCUUUUAAGGGUGAAAGUCAACAAAGCUUACAUCACUUUUGUGGAGUUGUUAUAGCUGAAGGAAUACUUGGUGACAACACUGUUUUCUAUCAUGGAGCAUCAUGGACCCACCUCUUGCUUCUCUAUGCAUAUGUUCAAGUGUCUCGAUGCAUUGUAGUUGGAGCAUUAUUUCCCUUUCUAAGAUAUUUUGGAUAUGGUUUGGAUUGGAAAGAAGCUAUUAUUCUCAUCUGGUCAGGAUUGCGAGGGGCAGUUGCCUUGGCACUUUCAUUAUCAGUUAAGGCAAAGACAGGAACACUGAAGAGACCUUCUAGACGACUAAUAUCUAGUGCUGAUCUUGACUCUAACAUAAGACGCAUCCUUGACUUUACAAAGCAUGAAAUGUUGGACAAGGCAUUAGAAGCUUUCAGUGAACUAGGAGAUGAUGAGGAACUUGGGCCUGCUGAUUGGCCCACAGUGAAAAGAUAUAUCUCUUGCCUAAAUGACAUUGAAGGUGAACGUGUUCACCCUCAUGAUGCACCUGAAAAUGAUAGUCAUCUAGAUCCUAUGAACUUGAAAGAUAUACGAGUACGCCUUCUAAAUGGUGUACAAGCUGCUUACUGGGAGAUGCUUGAUGAAGGAAGAAUUUCUCAAACAACAGCUAAUAUUCUAAUGUUAUCUGUAGAGGAAGCAAUAGAUUUGGCUUCAUCUGAGCCUCUAUGUGACUGGAAAGGUUUAAAAUCUAACGUCCACUUCCCGAAUUACUACAAGUUUCUACAGUCCAGUAUGCUCCCACCAAAAUUAGUAACAUACUUCACUGUGGAAAGGUUGGAAUCUGCAUGUUAUAUUUGUGCUGCAUUUCUUCGUGCUCACAGAAUUGCUCGACAACAAUUACAUGACUUCAUAGGUACAUGUCUACGUCAUUAA
Sphenostylis stenocarpa is the source of this 1092-nucleotide messenger RNA. The record is from the annotation of a GenBank genome assembly. NCBI's taxonomy places the organism in Eukaryota, Viridiplantae, Streptophyta, Magnoliopsida, Fabales, Fabaceae.